ACUUCCGGCGUGCAUUCGCCUCCUCUUGCUCUCGACUGUUAAUGGCGGGCGGCGGCUGCUGAGCGGGACGCAGAUAACCGCUGCCCGCCCUGCGGAAGUCUCCGCUGGCCCCCGCUUUCUGCACGUCUCCUGUGUCGGAGCUGUUCAGCAUGUCUGUGGUGCCGCCGAAUCGCUCGCAGACGGGCUGGCCCCGGGGGGUUAACCAGUUCGGCAACAAGUAUAUCCAGCAGACCAAGCCCCUCACCCUGGAGCGCACCAUUAAUCUGUACCCACUUACCAAUUAUACCUUUGGUACAAAAGAGCCCCUUUAUGAGAAGGACAGCUCUGUUGCAGCCCGCUUUCAGCGUAUGCGGGAGGAAUUUGAUAAAAUUGGGAUGAGAAGGACUGUAGAAGGGGUUCUGAUUGUACAUGAGCACCGGCUACCCCAUGUGCUACUGCUACAGCUGGGAACAACUUUCUUCAAAUUACCUGGUGGUGAACUUAACCCAGGAGAAGAUGAAGUUGAAGGAUUAAAACGCUUAAUGACAGAGAUACUGGGUCGUCAAGAUGGAGUCCUGCAAGACUGGGUCAUCGAUGACUGCAUUGGUAACUGGUGGAGACCAAAUUUUGAACCUCCUCAGUAUCCAUAUAUUCCUGCACAUAUUACAAAGCCCAAGGAACAUAAGAAGUUGUUUCUGGUUCAACUUCAAGAGAAAGCCUUGUUUGCAGUCCCAAAAAAUUACAAGCUGGUGGCCGCACCAUUGUUUGAAUUGUAUGACAAUGCACCAGGAUAUGGACCCAUCAUUUCUAGCCUUCCUCAGCUGUUGAGCAGGUUCAAUUUUAUAUACAACUGAAUUCCUGCACAGGAGUAACGAAGCCGUCUCUGUGAGCACAGCUUACACACAUAGAAGAAUUGUAGAGAAUUUUUGGUUUUCUCUUGUUCCCUAAAUUGCCACCUCCUUCCUGUUUGAAGAGUAAAAUUAAUAUGAACUGGAUAGUAGUGUAAACAGUGUUCAUUAAUUGUUUGUUCUACUCAUACUUUUUUUGUACAUUAAAAAAGGUGAACUUCC
Molecule: messenger RNA, 1049 nt
Organism: Mesocricetus auratus (golden hamster)
Lineage: Eukaryota; Metazoa; Chordata; Mammalia; Rodentia; Cricetidae
Gene: Nudt21
Product: nudix hydrolase 21
Exons: 7
Coding region: 150-833 (227 amino acids)
Cellular component (GO): mRNA cleavage factor complex
Molecular function (GO): mRNA binding
Source: RefSeq, a predicted model, not a curated record